UGUUGGUAAGCAGUAGCCGAUACCCAGAUCAGUGGAUUGUACCAGGUGGAGGAAUGGAACCAGAAGAAGAACCAGGAGGAGCAGCCGUCAGAGAGGUGUAUGAAGAGGCUGGAGUAAAGGGAAAGCUAGGCAGACUGCUUGGGAUAUUUGAGAACCAGGAUCGGAAGCAUAGGACAUAUGUUUAUGUUCUUACUGUGACGGAAAUACUGGAAGACUGGGAGGAUUCCGUUAAUAUAGGAAGGAAAAGAGAAUGGUUUAAAGUAGAAGAUGCCAUCAAGGUCCUUCAGUGUCACAAGCCCGUUCAUGCAGAGUACUUGGAAAAACUGAAACUGAGCUGUUCACCCACUAAUGGAAACUCUGUGGUUCCCCCUCUUCCAGAUAAUAACUCCUUGUAUGUCACUUCUGCACAGACUUCUGGGUUGCCCUCUACUGUGAGAUAAACAUUUGGAUUACCUUUUUAUUCAUGUCAUCACAAGGGGAGACGUCUGUGAUCACAUGUAGGCAUCUGUAUAAUUGUCGAUUCGAAGUGAAAUAUGUGAAUGUGUCAUAAUGUCAGAUUUAUUUGAACGUGUGUUUUCCUUUUUAACAAUGUAAAAUAAUAUUUCAGCAAACCAAAGCCAUAUAUGGAUUUUUUUUAAGAUGCCUUAAUAGGCCAUUUUUUUAGGGAAAAAAAAGAAGAAACUUGAGUAUAUAAAUUUCCAUAUCUGCUAAAAUAAAAUAUGCAUCUCAGUGGUGUUCAG
Messenger RNA from Cariama cristata (Red-legged seriema), 740 nucleotides. It is a transcript of the gene NUDT4, whose product is annotated as nudix (nucleoside diphosphate linked moiety X)-type motif 4. The transcript is spliced from 4 exons. Gene Ontology annotation, biological process: diadenosine hexaphosphate catabolic process; adenosine 5'-(hexahydrogen pentaphosphate) catabolic process; diphosphoinositol polyphosphate metabolic process. The record is from RefSeq and is a predicted model, not a curated record. Bases 54 to 440 code for a protein of 128 amino acids. Lineage: Eukaryota; Metazoa; Chordata; Aves; Cariamiformes; Cariamidae. Gene Ontology annotation, cellular component: nucleus; cytoplasm. Gene Ontology annotation, molecular function: bis(5'-adenosyl)-hexaphosphatase activity; endopolyphosphatase activity; bis(5'-adenosyl)-pentaphosphatase activity.